Messenger RNA from Camponotus floridanus (Florida carpenter ant), 2912 nucleotides. RefSeq names its product rab3 GTPase-activating protein catalytic subunit (gene Rab3GAP1). Lineage: Eukaryota; Metazoa; Arthropoda; Insecta; Hymenoptera; Formicidae. Gene Ontology annotation, molecular function: GTPase activator activity. The transcript is spliced from 14 exons. The record is from RefSeq and is a predicted model, not a curated record. The coding region runs from base 198 to 2765 and encodes 855 amino acids. Gene Ontology annotation, biological process: positive regulation of GTPase activity.
AUUUAUUGUUUAAUAGAGAAGGAGAGUUAAAAAAAUAUCUGUGAGACUUUUUGAAGUGACAUUAGAAUUUGUUUUAUGAAAAAAGGGGGACAAAAAGUAGUGCUAUAAUCUUUUAAGAAUAAAUAUCUCUGGAAGAGAUAUAAAAUCGUGACACGAGUAAAUAUUGCUUCUUUAAAUUAAAGAUUACGUCGGCAAAAAUGAAUCACGUGGAGAUCGAGGAUUUCUAUCAUCACGAUUUCACUACUGUUUCCGAAUGGGAGGUGUUUAUCGCGCGACUCGAAGAGAUCAUGCAUGAAUGGAAACUGUCCCAUGCAAAAAUCGCAAGUCCCCUCAAAUCAGGGGACUUUCUCAACUGUGAAUGGCAUGAAACUUCGGAGAAAAUAAAUUUUGCAGAUGUUGAAUUUUUGCUGAAACAUUACAAGUUAAAGAAGGAAGAUGAAGAAGAGGAUGUGACAAAUCCUCAAGAGGAAAGUGAUGAAGAUUGGAUACAGUGUCAAAAAGAUGCAUUGGAUGUAUCCAAUGAUUUUGUGAGACUGAAUGAUAAUUGCAUGGAAAUAGCUCGUUAUUAUGGUGUUCGAGAAUUCCUUGUUCUAAUACCAGUUCGAAAAACAAGUUUGACAGACGAGACGCGGAUAAAAAUUCUACUCAGUUCAUUGACAAUUGCGACUAACAAUGCGAAUUGUUAUAUUCCCGCGUUGGUGCAGGUGCAGGAACCUUGGCAGAAGAUGUACCUCGGAUGUUGUGCUGGUAAAGGAACUUGCGUGAAUCUCGAUAUGGUCCAUUUGAGAAAGGUUCCGCCACAUUGUAAAUACCUCACUGGUUUACUUGCUCUCUUUAAGCAGAAGAUAGGAGAGGGUUGCGGAGUAAAGCUUGAUUCCAUAAUGGUAUCAGUUAGAUUCUCCUACUUGUUGAAGGAUUGGACUAAUAGUACAUGGACGCAGGAACCUCCAGAUUUCGAUUUUAUGCAAGGGGAAACAUUAGGCGUAGCUGAAUUGGGCAAACUUCCCUUUGGAGCGACCUUCGAUCCUGUCGGAGAACUUCAUCUGUUCACUACAUGGCCGCAAAUGUCGGAUAAUGUGGUUGUGGAUAGCGAAGGAUAUUCGGAUCUCGAGCCGCAACUCGCUCCCGAGUGGUCGGUACAAGUGAAAAUGGUAACUUUACCUGCUUGUUUGCUUGGCGAGUAUAUGACUGACUUUCUGCAUCUGUGCAACAAUCAAAAAACUAUGGUGGAAUUGUUGGGCGAGAAUGCAUCUUAUAUCUACGAUGAUCAGAUGUUGAGCUCAGCCCUCAACAUACUUACCGAAUCUAGAAUACCCACGAUUUCGACGGUCGUAGGCAAGACAAGUAUGAAGAAAAAUAAGAAUGUCGAAGGUCCCAUCUCGGAGGAGAUAUUGUUACCUAUACUUUACUUCCUCUUUCCAGACGCAGACGAUGUCUCGAAGUUUCCCUAUAAUGACAUCACAUGUAAUGUGGAGGACGAUCAGUGGAAGGGCGUAAAGACCUGCACAAUGGACAGCUUGGUGUGGCGUUUGUCGGUAGUCGCAGCGCAUUGCACACACAAUCUCGGCGGUGCGACAGCCCUGGCUCAGCUCUGGCAUGAGUUCGUGCAGGAAAUCAGAUUCCGCUGGGAGAGAAGUAUCCUGAUUCCGGGAGUCGGGCCUGGCUUUCCAGAUUCCGUUCGCACAUGCUUAUUGCAUCAAAAGUUGCAGAUGAUGAAUUGCUGCAUAACAAGGAAGAAAGCGAGAGAGGAGAAUGCACAUAGAUCUCUAAGUAUGGAGGUUGACGAUGUAGAGGAAACAGAGUCCGAAGAAGAGGAAUUCUUCGAAUGUUCGAGUGAAGAACCGGCGAACGAAGAGACUUCGUCCAGGAUGCAACUGAAGGCGAAGCACUUGCUGUGGAAUAAGCCUGCGGGAAGACUGGCUAAACAUCCAUCACUCAGGCUGAUUCAAACUGGAGAUCUUCUUUAUCUACCAAUCACGCAGGAUCCCGUACCAAAAACGGAAGAUCAGCUAGAGGAAGACGCGCAGGUGAUGAUGCAACUUGGUACCGACAAAUACGCUUCCGAAAUGCGAGCUCGAAUGAUGAGUGCAUCCUUGUUAUCCGAUAUGGAAUCCUUCAAGGCCGCAAAUCCUGGCGCAAUAUUAGAAGACUUCAUUCGAUGGUAUUCUCCAAGAGACUGGAUUGAUGACGAAGGCCUUGACGAAUGGGGACAGGGAAAAGGCCACUUGUCGCCGCGUAUGAUGAUCCCCGAUAAUCCGUGGUCGACAACGUGGACAUCGGCGCAGCCGGUUCCCGCACACCGGCAGAAGCGAUUAUUUGACGACACGCGAGAAGCAGAGAAGGCUCUACAUUACCUGUGCUCGAAGCGAAUAGGCCAAGUCGCGCAGCUUCUACUGCCGUCUCUAACGCACGCCGCACUCCAUACUCUGAGCUCGCAAAAACAGGAGGCUCUACCAAGUUUGCCUGAUGUAGCACAGAGCAUACUCAAUAAACUGCAAUUUGCGACGAAACCGAUCCAUCAGAAGUUACAGUUGUACGAAGAAAUUACGCGCGAUGUUGAAAGCGUGGAGGCGUUAGUCGCACAGGUGAAUUCGCUGCAGCAUAAAUUAGGUGGUAAAGACUCCAAGGAAUUUACAUCCUUCUUGAUUCAAUUGAUGCGAGGAAAGGAAGUGAGUGUGCCCGGUGGUUCCAGGGGAGACAUUGGAACACGAAUAAUAACGAUGUUCCACGACGCCCAAAAGCUUUAUUUCAGGCCGCUCACAUGAUGACGUCCGUCAACAGCAACAAUGAUGCAGCUAGUGCCGCGGGAGAUGGUCGAUAUAAGACGUUUCCUGAACCGUCGUGUAAGGAGUUUAUUUUACGGGCGAUAAUGCCACGGCCUUCACCAGCCUCCACUCCGCAACCGCAGCGGC